CCUGGGAAUAACGAGACCUCUUACGUACCCUGUAAGGCAGAAUGGGAAGUGUAUGGCAAAAAUGAUCCUAUGUGUAUGGCUCUUAUCUGCCUCUAUCACUAUACCCCCACUCUUCGGCUGGGCCCAAAAUGUAAAUGAUGAAAAGGUUUGUUUGAUCAGUCAAGACUUCGGCUACACCAUUUACUCCACAGCAGUUGCUUUUUAUAUUCCAAUGUCAGUGAUGCUUUUCAUGUACUAUCAGAUUUACAAAGCUGCCAAGAGGAGUGCUGCUAAACACAAGUUUGCUGGUUUUCCCCGGCUGGAAGAAAUGGAAGGGAUUUCUAUGAAUGGAGUUGUAAAAUUGCACAAGGAAUCUGAAGAAUGUACUAAUUUUUCACGUCUCCUAAAGCAUGAGAAGAAAAACAUUUCAAUCUUUAAAAGAGAACAGAAAGCUGCCACUACACUUGGUAUUAUUGUUGGGGCUUUCACUGUCUGCUGGCUGCCCUUCUUCCUCCUCUCAACUGCCAGGCCCUUCAUCUGUGGUACAGCAUGCAGCUGUAUCCCACUGUGGGUUGAGAGAACAUUUCUAUGGUUGGGUUAUGCAAACUCUCUCAUUAACCCUUUUAUAUAUGCCUUCUUCAAUCGGGACCUGAGGACAACUUAUCGCAACCUCCUGCAAUGCAGAUAUAGGAAUAUCAACCGGAAACUAUCAGCUGCAGGGAUGCAUGAGGCUCUGAAGCUUGCAGAAAAGCCAGAAUUUGUUCUGUAAGGUCACUCUCAUCCUUUACUGUGAUAAUUUAUUGUUUUAUCACAUUAGCUUUGUCCCCACAGAUUUGAAAGAAGAGCUAUGGGAAGAACCAGGCUUUUUGAGCAC
This is a messenger RNA of Cariama cristata (Red-legged seriema), 853 nucleotides long. Its product is annotated as 5-hydroxytryptamine receptor 7. The coding region runs from base 53 to 748 and encodes 231 amino acids. Gene Ontology annotation, cellular component: membrane; dendrite. Gene Ontology annotation, molecular function: neurotransmitter receptor activity; G protein-coupled serotonin receptor activity. Gene Ontology annotation, biological process: vasoconstriction; circadian rhythm; G protein-coupled receptor signaling pathway, coupled to cyclic nucleotide second messenger. The transcript has a single exon. NCBI's taxonomy places the organism in Eukaryota, Metazoa, Chordata, Aves, Cariamiformes, Cariamidae. The record is from RefSeq and is a predicted model, not a curated record.